Asparagus officinalis (garden asparagus) is the source of this 933-nucleotide messenger RNA. Its product is annotated as peptidyl-prolyl cis-trans isomerase CYP18-2. Gene Ontology annotation, molecular function: peptidyl-prolyl cis-trans isomerase activity. The transcript is spliced from 6 exons. The record is from RefSeq and is a predicted model, not a curated record. Gene Ontology annotation, cellular component: catalytic step 2 spliceosome. The coding region runs from base 99 to 593 and encodes 164 amino acids. Gene Ontology annotation, biological process: protein peptidyl-prolyl isomerization; protein folding. Lineage: Eukaryota; Viridiplantae; Streptophyta; Magnoliopsida; Asparagales; Asparagaceae.
AAAAAAUCGUCAAAACUCUCGCGGGCGGUGACCUGACCCGAGAACCCUAGCCCGCUUCCAAAACCUCUCUCCCUUCGCUUCGAGUCCGGUGCUCCGCCAUGUGGGCAAGCGCAGACGGCGGCCCGCCGGAGGUCACCGUGGAGACCUCCAUGGGUCCCUUCACCGUCGAGAUGUACUAUAAGCACGCUCCAAAGACCUGCAGGAACUUCGUCGAGCUUUCACGGAGAGGAUACUACGAUGACGUCAAGUUCCAUAGGAUCAUCAAGGAUUUUAUGGUACAAGGCGGUGAUCCUACUGGAACUGGGAGAGGUGGAGAAUCUAUCUAUGGUGCGAAGUUUGAGGAUGAGAUUAAACCGGAGCUGAAGCAUACUGGAGCAGGGAUCUUGUCGAUGGCAAAUGCGGGACCUAAUACAAAUGGAAGCCAGUUCUUUAUCACUCUAGCACCGGCACAGCAUUUGGAUGGAAAGCAUACCAUAUUUGGGAGAGUUUGCAGAGGGAUGGAAAUCAUCAAGCGUCUUGGAAGUGUUCAAACUGAUAAUAGUGAUAGGCCUAUCCAUGAAGUGAAGAUAUUGAGGACAACAGUGAAGGACUGAUAUGUUCCAAGUAACUCCAUAUAUCUGUAUGUUGCAAAAACCACCGGAGAUCGUGCACUUUGUGCUUGAAUAUUGACAAAAUGUUUGAGCUUCUUUUAUGUCAAGACUAUCCGCUUGAAUAUAGACAAACUGUUUGAGCUUCUUUUAUGUCAAGACUAGCUUGAUACCGCGGCUGUAAAUCUGUCUUUUGAAGGAAAAAAGAAAUUAUGGAAGAACAUGUACAAGACAACCCUCCGUGGCUAUUCUAAUCAUUCCAAAGUAGAGAUUUUUAUGAAUUUUAAGUGUGAUGAUUAUGUUACUAUAACCUCAAAGAAGAAAUGAAUUAUAAAUGUGGUAAUUA